Molecule: messenger RNA, 1536 nt
Organism: Anolis carolinensis (green anole)
Lineage: Eukaryota; Metazoa; Chordata; Lepidosauria; Squamata; Anolidae
Product: zinc finger protein 239
Exons: 4
Coding region: 181-1290 (369 amino acids)
Biological process (GO): regulation of transcription by RNA polymerase II
Cellular component (GO): nucleus
Molecular function (GO): DNA-binding transcription factor activity, RNA polymerase II-specific
Source: RefSeq, a predicted model, not a curated record
UCCUCCUCCUCCUCCUCCUCCUGCUUCCUCAACUCAUCAGCAUUUCCUUUCUCUCCAGCCAGCCUGGUCUUUUGCUGCUUCUUCUGGGAGGACUCAUUGGACAGACGGGGACUUUCCCUGUCAAAGGGAAAAGGUGUGCAUAACUCCAAGGUUGGCCUGCCUGGUCUCCAACCACAGGGAAUGACUCCACUGAAUUUUCCCUUCAUUGAAGAAACAGCAGGAAAGUUCGUCUUGGAACAGGUGACCUUUGGGGAUGUGGCUCUCUAUUUCACAGAAGAGGAAUGGAAACUCUUGGAUCAAAACCAAAAGUCUUUGUAUUACGCGGUCAUGAUGAAAAACUACGAGAAUGUGUCCUUCUUGAGAGAUAGCUGGUGGAAGACAAAGGUAAACAUGAAGUACAGGAAGUCUCUGAGUCUCGAACUGGGUCUUGCCACUCACCUCCACACCCACGAAUGCCUGCAAUGUGGGAAACACUUUGCUCACAAGUCAGACGUGCUGAGGCAUCAGAGAGUCCACACAGGAGAGAAACCCUACACAUGUCAUCAGUGUGGGAAAUGUUUUGCUUACAGUUCAGACCUCGUGAAGCAUCACAGAGUCCACACAGGAGAGAAGCCACACAAAUGUCAUCAGUGUGGGAAGUGUUUUGCUUGGAAGCCACACCUCGAGUGCCACCUCAGAAUCCACGUAGGAGAGAAACCGUUCAAAUGCCAGCAGUGUGGGAAAGGUUUUGCUCAGAAGCCACAACUUGAGAGCCACCUGAGUGUCCACACAGGAGAGAAACCACACAAAUGCCAGCAGUGUGGGAAAGAGUUUGUGCGCCAUUCAAGCCUUGUGACUCACCAGAGAGUCCACAUGGGAGAGCAACCAUACCAAUGCCAUCAGUGUGGGAAAGGUUUUCCUUACAAGUCGGAUCAUGAGCGUCACUUGAGAGUCCACACAGGAGAACAACCCUAUCAGUGCCAGCAGUGUGGGAGAUGUUUUGCUCACAAGCCACAUCUGGAGCGUCACCUGAAAAUCCACACGGGAGAGAAACCACACCAAUGCCAGCAGUGUGGGAAAGAUUUUGUUCGCCAUUCAAGCCUUAUGAUUCAUCUCCGAAUCCACACAGGAGAGAAACCAUACCAGUGCCAGCAGUGUGGGAGAUGUUUUGCUUACAAGUCAGACCUUGUGACUCAUCAGAGAGUCCACACAGGAGAGAAACCAUACACGUGCCAUCAAUGUGGGGAAUGUUUUGCUCGGAAACAAAACCUUGAGAUCCACCAAAGAGUCCAUACGGGAGAGAAAUCCUAAAAGUGGGUGGCUGUGAGUUUUUCAGGGUGUGUAUGGCUAUGUUCCGGCAGCAUUUUUGUCAUGAAUACGUUUUAAACUCAGGUUUUUAUCUAUGUUAUAUUGUAAAUGUGAUUUUGAUAUGUUUUAUUGAUUUGUUUUUACAUUGUUGUGUAACUACUGGGGCUUGGCCCCAUGUAAGCCGCCCGAGUCCCUUCGGGGAGAUGGAGGCGAGGUAUAAAAAUAAAGUUAUUAUUUUAUACAAUACUA